AAGAGCAAAUCCCAACCGCCUCUUCCCCCAAACAAUCACAACCCAAAAACUAAAAAGACCCUUUUGUCACUGUUAGGUCAAAAAAAGGGGGGAAAAGGGGGAUUAUUAGGAAAAUGACAGGGCUUGGCUCUUCAUGUGGAGCAUGCAAGUUCCUGAGGAGGAAGUGCACAAGUGAGUGUGUGUUUGCUCCCUACUUCUGCUAUGACCAAGCUGCCAAUCACUUCGCUGCGGUUCACAAGGUGUUUGGGGCGAGCAACGUCUCCAAACUGUUGCUCCACCUCCCAGUCCAAAUGAGGAGUGACGCUGCUGUCACCAUCUCAUACGAGGCACUUGCACGGAUUCGAGACCCAAUCUAUGGAUGUGUCGCCCACAUAUUUGCUCUCCAGGAACAGGUGGCUAAUCUGCAGGAGGAGAUUGAGAUUCUUGGGACGCAAAUGGCUAACCUUGGUAUUCUAAGUUGGGGAGGCUCUCAUGUGAAUAAUAACAACUUCGUUUCCAAUGCCGGGUCGCACUUCCCGCAGACUGACCCAAUUAACCUGCAGUUCUAUCAGGACCAGUACGAUCCAGUAUUUCCCUAUGCUGGGAAUCCACCGGAAAGUCGGGAUUUAGGGGAGGCGGUACUGACUGGUAAUAGAAUUGAUAACAACAAUUCGGAGUUUCCUCCUCUGUACGGAGGCGAAGUGCUAGAUCAAUUCUGUGAGGAUACCGACCCAAGCAUUUUGGAGAGACUUUUUGAUGGAGUGGACAAAGAGAUCUUCACACUUUACCCAUGGCUCAACAAUGGAACUGCUCCUGGAAAAUGAGGGAGAAGCCGCCAAAACAUGAGCUUACUCUCGCUGGCUCCAUAAGUGGAGCAAAUUUUGCUAAAGGGAUUUGGUCAUUUUGUGAUUAUUCUGCUGAUUUUUGCCAUGUAGAGGAGGAUAAAAAAGUAGUCUCUCCCCCUGUAAAUAGGACUAAUCUAGUCAGGUUAGAGUUUUGGCAUCUCCCUUUUCUCCGAGCUAAUUAAUAUUGUUGUCGCGGUAAAGCGAUUUAUUCAUGAUCAA
Molecule: messenger RNA, 1043 nt
Organism: Punica granatum (pomegranate)
Lineage: Eukaryota; Viridiplantae; Streptophyta; Magnoliopsida; Myrtales; Lythraceae
Source: RefSeq, a predicted model, not a curated record